CUAUAUCUGUCACGUUUUGAAGCAACAUUGGCGGUGAGAAUAGAAUCUAUCAGCGUCAUCUGUUUAAUAUAGGAGGAGGAUUCUCGAUUGGGACAACAGUCGAUAAUGCUAUCAACUUAUCAAAGAUACAUAGUAUUUCGUCAUUCGGACUUGCGGAUGCUGACUAAAUUAGCCUGCCCCUCCCCCACGUUUUAGGACAUUUAAUGAAGCUGUCACCUCAUCUUGGAGCUACACUCAACAUGACAUAGCAUAACAUAUCACCGCCAAGAACUCAGAAUCCUUCCAUCAACGCCCGAAGCUUCCCUCCACUGGCUUUAAACUACGCCCGUAAUUUAUAUUUAUUAUUCUAUUAUCAAGUUUCCUGGUGUUUGUGGAUAACAUACUGGCUGUCUAUCGUAUCCCCACCUCCAUCUUAUCCAACCUGAGCUCAGAGAGCCAUAGUCUAUGAUGAUGACGACUCACGAUAGCUUCAUCGAUAUUCUACCAAAUGAAACUCUCACCUCAAUCUUGGCUCCGUUCUCAACUCGAGAUUUACUCUCUUUCGCCCCGAUUAACCGCCGCAUCUGGUCUCUUGUCACUCGUCUCCUUCGCCAACGCCUGCUCAAAGCUGCGCCCCUCCCAGACAAUAAGCUUAUUUUGGAGUGUUACCACCCAAGCGACCAGCUUUACACACCUUAUUUGGCAUGUCGCUACCAGGGUAUCGUGGCGCAAGACGGCCAGCCCAUCAGUGAAGAUACGCCCGAGUUGUCUGACCUGCGAGCUUUGUAUGCCUCUUACAAGCCAGUCUUUGCACCCGAGAACCGAAGUAUCAAGAGGAGCCGAAGACGUCCCACGGAGGCGCAGCCCUCUGAUGACGUUGAAGACGAUACCGCCACUCAAGACGUGAACCUUGAUGAUGGCGAAAUGUUCUCUCAGCUUUGUGCUGUUACGAACCUUGUCAAGGAAGGUCCAAGGAGCGGACUAUUCAUAAGCCAUGUCAACAUUGUCGAUGGGGUCAUCCGCGUUUUCCGAAAGUGGCUCGCCAAGAUGGCCAGCAGACAGGAUAAGUCUCAGUCCGACUCUGAGAAUAUUAUAUGGAUUGAUACGCAUAACAACGUUGGGAUACGAUUCAGCGUUGCGCCGGCAGCAUCUGAACAUAUGCCACUUAUCUCGGGUCCAGAUGAUGAUCCACCAGUUCAUUAUAAGCUCGUGUAUGAAGAGUUGCUCGUAAGGGCGAGUAGUCUUCUUCUGGCUGUGGAGCAAUCUGCGGUGCAGGAAAUUGGAAACUCUGGAAAGACUCUCGUGAUUCACGGUGCUGCCAUGUAACCGAGUCGAACGCAUUGAAACACUUAUACAUGACUGUUUCUCUUUGAGAUUUUCAAGAUAUGCCUUCAGUUGAAAACAUUCCAUGCCAGACAUAAGAAAAGGAUUCCUUCUAAAACCUCCCCCUCAAAGACUCGCCGAUCUCUUUCCCGGCGCCUCUCCCAUUCUUCGCAGCUCAACGUCACUACCGGAGUCUGUGUCGUCCAGGAAACUCUCGCCGCUUCUCCCAACAUGCUCAUCAUGCUCUACCCGCGUCUCAAUCAUCUCUCUAUCCAGCGCCUGAGGAUGGCGCAGGUUUCUGUGCCACUCUCGAAGAGGUUUUCCACUCGUUACAAAGAAAAUGACCGCGUUCCAGAGCCCUUGGAGGGGAAGGACGGCGGCUGUGGCGACGUGGUACUCGUAGGGAGACGUACCGACGAGCCAGCUGUGGAUGCGGUUCAGACUGCUCGGGAUCCAAGUCACCAGCACACUAAGGGCGAAAAGGAAGCUCGUGCGUAAGUAAGCCCGCUUGAUGGGAUCGUCGAUGACGAAUUUGUUGACGGUUCGGUUUGUCGCUGAUGUCAUGCGACGGAGAGGGGACAUGCUAGUUCGCUCUCUGCUGUCAAUACCAGGAGAUAUGGAGGUCGAGAAGUAGUGACUGUGAGAUCCUUGGACAAUAUGUGGGUUCUCAUCAAAGGAGACCUGAGGUGACGAUGGACCAGGAGUGUAGGCGGGCUUAGGUUCACUAGGGAGAUGGUUCGCUGAGGGUGUUGAGUGAACGACCUGGACUUCAGUGACGAUAGUGCCGUAGAAGCAGUCUUGAGGGACUGACAGGAACUCGACUUGGCGUUGCUAACAAGUGUUAGCUGGAUAGGUAUUGUUUAUAUCAGACAGACUUACAGCUUGGGGCUGGGGUGGCUCAACAGGAGCUGGCUCUCGGCUCUUUGAGGUAGUCAAACUCUUGAGUUGGUUUCGAGUAUGGAAGACAUGGUAGCCAACCAUGAAGUAGAAGAUGAUCGAGCCAGCGAUACAAACCCAGACGAGCAUAUAAUCUGUCAUCGAGUCAACAACAAUGCCCCUUUGUUUUGAUAACCCACGGCAGACUUACAGUGGCCUCACCAAACACAAGGCCGCGGUUCGGGUUUCUAACCAGAAGCAACGCCAUGGCAAUAGCAAAAGGGCCACCGUAACAAAUGAGACAAUAUAUCCACCACCAUCUUCGGAAUGAGUCGGGUUUGGCGCGGAAGAAGAAGACGAGGAAGACGUUGAAUGCCAUGGCCAGAGACCACCAGGGAUCAGACUGCAUGAACCUACAUGAAGUCAGUGAUAGUCCAAGGAGAAUGAGAUUAUGAGAGGCAACUCACAUAUGGAACAUGAAGCUCUGUGCCUGACAAAGAGGCGAGGCAACACCCAGUUCCAAUCCAUCCAAGGCGAUGAUACUCGCAACACUUGCACCAACAUUCGCGACACUCGCAAACACGAUGAAAGUGUUUUGAACAUUUCGAACUUUUGGAACGAGCGCGUACGCGACGAAGAUACAGAGGACAGCAACCAAGCUGAUAGAGCCUCCUAUGCGCUCAAACAGCACCAGCGUGGUCCUCUGGGUCGGUUCAAGAAGCUCCAAGCCUCUUCCCGCAACGAACUUGUGACUCAUUUUUUAUAGUGGUGCUUUCUAGUUUCCCGAGUCCCCGAGUAAGGGAGUGGGGGAGCGAGUGCAAGAAGCAAAAGAAAUGAUUGGUAUGAAGCAAAUGAAGGUGAAAAUUGAGGACGAAGAGAAGAGAAGGGAGCAAGAGUGAGAAGAGGAGGAGUGAGGUGAGGGAGUGUCAAGUGAUGCCCUUUUGCGUAACUCGUUGUUCAAAUGUGGAAGACAAGAAGAGAAAUUGGCGAUAGCACAAGAGAGUGAGAGAGCGUGAGAGAGAGGGAAAAGAGAAGAGGGAUAACAAUGGUUUGAGUCGUCCAGAGAGGGCCAAGGUCGAAGCGUCGUGUUACAUUAACGCGAUGCAAGCACCCGUUUCUGCCGUUGCCGUUAGACGAGGGAUCUUUUGCCUCUUUAUGUUUUUGGACUGUGAGAGGAUGAUUUUGAUUUUUCGACAAGCGAAGACCAUUUGUGGUCUCGGCGGAAAUAGAAGGGGGGGAGAUAUACAGACUGCAAUAGCCAGCCUGCUUGAUAGAAUGUGUUAGUUUGACCAAACAUGUCAUAUACACAAUCUCUUGGCUCUGCAACUUGCCUUUCCUCUUCCGCCAAUCCUUUCGAGUUGUCGCCCUCCAGGAGAAGGAAUAUCAGAGAGUGAGUGAAUGUGUGUCUCUUCUGAAUUCCCACCGACGGUUGAAUUAUAAUGUUGGCUGAGGUUGGCUUUGCAGUGUCACUGACACUGACACUGACACUGACACUGACACUGAUGGCCAAAGCACCCUCUCUCUCUCUAGACGACACAACACAACUCGAGAUAUCCUAUCUCUUAAGAAUCAAAAUGUCACCAACUGUCAAUCCCUGCCACGCUCACAUCGGCCAACCCCAACUUUAUACUAUCCACCAACACCCAUUCCCCCAGAUUCUCAUCCCCAGAUUUGUCCCAUCUCCCGUUGAUAGUCUCAGGUUUCAACCAAAACGGUCAGUCCACACCAAAAACGGUGGCUCUAUAGGCUACUACUCGACUGUUUCUAUGCACUGUUGGUCCUCUCUACGAUCCAAACACACAAACAAAGGCGCCCCUCGAACGAGUCUCGACGUUGCAUCUUCCACCCCGCGAUCUGAGGCUUGGCCUUGGCAUCG
Messenger RNA from Fusarium odoratissimum NRRL 54006, 4054 nucleotides. RefSeq lists its product as uncharacterized. Gene Ontology annotation, molecular function: protein binding. NCBI's taxonomy places the organism in Eukaryota, Fungi, Ascomycota, Sordariomycetes, Hypocreales, Nectriaceae. The record is from RefSeq and is a predicted model, not a curated record. The coding region runs from base 445 to 1305 and encodes 286 amino acids. The transcript has 5 exons.